Molecule: messenger RNA, 2484 nt
Organism: Hypomesus transpacificus
Lineage: Eukaryota; Metazoa; Chordata; Actinopteri; Osmeriformes; Osmeridae
Product: potassium voltage-gated channel subfamily B member 1-like
Exons: 2
Coding region: 7-2484 (825 amino acids)
Biological process (GO): potassium ion transmembrane transport; protein homooligomerization
Cellular component (GO): membrane; voltage-gated potassium channel complex
Molecular function (GO): protein binding; delayed rectifier potassium channel activity
Source: RefSeq, a predicted model, not a curated record
GGAAGGAUGAAUAAAACCGGGUCACGAUCCACCUCUUCGCUUCCACCGGAGCCGGUGGAAAUUAUCCGGAGCAAGUCACACUCCCGCCGGGUGCGACUCAAUGUCGGGGGUCUCCUUCACGAAGUUCUGUGGAGAACGCUAGACCGACUGCCACGAACCAGACUCGGAAAACUGCGAGACUGCAACACACACGACUCUAUCAUAGAGAUAUGCGACGACUACAGUUUGGAUGACAACGAGUACUUUUUUGACAGGCAUCCCGGCGCGUUUACGUCCAUUCUCAACUUCUAUCGCACAGGAAAGUUACACAUGAUGGAAGAGAUGUGCGCUCUGUCGUUCAGCCAAGAGCUGGACUUCUGGGGCAUUGAUGAGAUUUAUCUGGAGUCGUGCUGCCAGGCCCGGUACCACCAGAAGAAGGAGCAGAUGAACGAGGAACUGAAACGAGAAGCAGAGACCAUGAGAGAGCGGGAAGGCGACGAGUUUGAGGACACGUGCUGUGCUAAUAAACGGAGAAAACUUUGGGAUCUCCUAGAGAAACCGAGUUCGUCAUUCGCUGCUAAGAUCCUGGCCAUCAUCUCUAUCCUGUUCAUCGUCCUCUCCACCAUCGCCCUCUCCCUGAACACCCUCCCAGAGCUCCAGGAUACGGAUGAGUUUGGCCAGGUCACCGACAACCCCCAGCUGGCCCAUGUGGAGGCCAUCUGCAUCGCCUGGUUCACCAUGGAGUACCUCCUCCGCUUCCUCUCCUCGCCCAGCAAGUGGAAGUUCUUCAAGGGUCCUCUGAACGUCAUCGACCUUCUGGCUAUCCUCCCUUACUACGUCACCAUCUUCCUGACAGAGUCCAACAAGAGCGUGCUGCAGUUCCAGAACGUUCGACGGGUGGUGCAGAUCUUCAGGAUCAUGAGGAUCCUGAGGAUCUUGAAGUUGGCUCGUCACUCCACGGGGCUCCAGUCUCUGGGCUUCACCCUCCGGAGGAGCUACAACGAGCUGGGCUUGCUCAUCCUCUUCCUGGCCAUGGGCAUCAUGAUCUUCUCCAGCCUGGUCUUCUUCGCCGAGAAGGACGAGGAGGACACCAAGUUCAAGAGCAUCCCCGCCUCCUUCUGGUGGGCCACCAUCACCAUGACUACGGUCGGCUACGGGGACAUCUACCCUAAGACCCUGUUGGGGAAGAUCGUGGGGGGCCUGUGCUGCAUCGCCGGAGUGCUGGUGAUCGCCCUGCCCAUCCCCAUCAUCGUCAACAACUUCUCCGAGUUCUACAAGGAGCAGAAGAGGCAGGAGAAGGCCAUCAAGAGGCGGGAAGCUCUGGAGAGGGCCAAGAGGAACGGCAGCAUCGUCUCCAUGAACAUGAAGGACGCGUUCGCCCGCAGCGUCGAGCUCACGGACGUCCUGGUGGAGAAGAACGGCGAGAGGGAGAAGGUCCACGACAACCACCAUUCCCCCGGCCGCGACAAGGGCACGCCGAAGACCGCCGCCUCGGACACCAGCUCCACCAGGUCUCCGGGGCCCGGUUUUCCAGACAAAGCCAGGCCCACCAGCCCGCAGCGCCUCGACGUCCAAAACCUGGAAGCGAUGUACGACAAGACCCAGUCCCAGCCCAACCUCAACAGCAAGGACAAGGGGCCGCUGGCCAGGGCGACCAGGCAGAGAGACGAAAUGGAGAUGGCGAGCAUUCUCUCCGAUCGACCCACGAACGCCACGGAGGGCCUGACGGACAUGAGGAGCGUGUCGAGCAUCGACAGCUUCCUCAGCUGCGCCACGGACUUCCCCGAGAGCUCCCGCUACUCCCACAGCCCCUCCAGCAGCGUCCCGGGCCGGGUGAGCGCCCACCCCGGCCUGGAGACCACCCUGGAGCACGAGCCGCUGGGAGGGACCCCGGGCUCCACCAAGCACAGCCAGGGGAGAGGCUCCAGGCAGGGGCCCGCCUCCGACAGCCCCAGGGGCCUCCGCUUCCCCAACCCCCUCAAGAACCGCUCCCUCAAGGUCAACUUCAAGGAGGAUGACGCUGGAGGAGGGGGCGGGGGCGGAGGUCGUCUGUCCUCGUCAGGGCCGGGCCCCGCCGUCCUCUCUGACAGCUCUGCUGUCUCCGACCGCUCCUUCCAGAGCCCGGAAGUUUCCGUCUACACCACGGCCAGCAGCCAGACUCCCUCCAGGACCUCCGAGACCCCAGGCCACGCCGUCUUCACCUUCCACGACGUCACCAUCAGCAAAUUCAUCGACGCCGACACAGACGAGGAGGAGCACCACCACGACGGCGUGGGCUCCGGCGCCUCCCAGAGGCUCCUGGGACGCGACAGCCCCAAGCAGAGCAGCCGCUCUGGCCUCCUGCGAGGGGCCAAUCACCUGGAGGCUUCGCAGAGGCUGGUGGGGAACAGCCUGUUCCCGCUGGAGGGUCGAGGAGGGGGCAGGAAAGAGAACCACGUCAUCCAGGACGUGAGGCUGCAACACGGGGAGCAGAACCGCUCCGGCGGCAAGAACGACAACAACUGA